AUGAAGGAAAAAACAGGCAAAAAAAUAUCGAUUCGAAGCGUGGUGCAGGAUGAGAAUCCAGCUCUGACAAACACAGUCAUCGUUAAUGGAGCAUAUCUCUUCAGCACUUUUGGUGAUCGGCUAUGGAUGUUCGCGGUGGGAAUCUUUAUGACACGGAUUGGUGGACUUUCUUGGGUGGCGAUUCAACAAUUGGUCGAUUCGUUGACGAAGUUGUUGUUGUUGCCGAUGGUUGGGACCAGAUUGGAUAAAUUCAACAGGAAUCGUGGAAUGCAAUUGGUUCUCUUGUGCAACAACUUGUCAAUCGUCGUCUCGGCUUGUGCUUUCUACGUGGGAGAGACGAAAUUCGCGAAAGAGAGCGGUGCUUUAAAGCAUAUUGCUUUGAUUAUGGCACUGAUCUUUGGGUCAAUCUCACGAGUUGCCAGUGAAGCACAAAGGAUCACUUUCAACAAGGACUGGAUCAUCGUUUUGGUGGAGAAUACGAAUGGAGCCACUCGAUUGUCUACUCAAAACUCGAUUAUGGGAGCCAUUGAUCACGCAGCGAAUAUGAUUGCUCCUGUCAUUGUUGGCGGUGUUAUUGAUAACAUUUCUUCACAAGCUUGUUGCAUUUUCAUCAUUUUGUGGAACAUUGUCUCGUGGAUUCUUGAAGGAUUCGUUCUUUUCUGGGUUUACAAAAGAACUCCUGCAUUAGCCACAAAGAAAGGUGAUGAAAAGUUCGAGGUGGAACAAGCUCUUUGUGGAAUCAGUGCCUUCAAAGCUUAUAAGCGACAAAGUUGCUUCCGUGCUGCUUUCGGUUUAGCUCUUCUCUAUAUGACUGUACUUGGAUUCGACAAUUUGGCUAUCUCUUACGGACUUUCUCAAGGAGUUUCCGCGUCAGCUCUUGGAUCUCUUCGCUCGUUUGGUGCUUUAUUGGGCAUGCUUGGCAUCUUCACCUAUACAUUGAUGGAGAGAACGAUUGGACUCGUCUUUGCUGCUUUCAUUGGACUAUUGCUUCAAAACAUUGCCAUCAAUUUGUGCUCGACUUCAACCGUCCUCCCGGGAAAUCCCUUCAACGCUACUGGCUUUAUCUCAAACAUGAACUUACAGGAAUGGUCGGGUCAUGUCAAGAAUGGAAUCAUGAAAGCUGGUUUGGAGACGGAUAAGGUGCAAGCUCUCCCGAUUUGGCAACUCCCGCCAUCGAUCAUUCUUUUCUUUACCGGCAUCACUCUGGCUAGAUAUGGACUCUGGAUUGCUGAUCCAGCUAUCUCACAAAUCAUGCAGCACACAAUCCCGGAACGAGAGCGUUACACCGUUUUCGGAGCUCAAACAGCAAUCUGCGAAUUCUUCAGUGUCAUCAAAGAUCUUUUGGUAAUCUCUUUCCCAGUAGUUGAAAUGUUUGGUCUUCUUUCACUCAUCUCAUGCUGCUUUGUUUUCACCGGUUUUUUAUUCUACUUUUCGUAUUUCAUCAAGAAUCUUCGCACCAAGUUUGAACUUGAAAACGAAAACGAUAAAGAAUUGAUCGAAAUUGGAGCAAAAUCUGAAACUGUACCUCUAGCUGAAUUCGAGAAAACUGAUAUUGAGAAAGAUGUU
Molecule: messenger RNA, 1566 nt
Organism: Mesorhabditis belari
Lineage: Eukaryota; Metazoa; Nematoda; Chromadorea; Rhabditida; Rhabditidae
Source: the annotation of a GenBank genome assembly